AUGGCCAGCGCCAGCGUUUGGAUUCACGAAAAAUGGGACCCAUGUACCCAAGAACACGAUAUUGCCAUAAUCGAACUUCUCGAGAAUGUUACGUUCAGCAAAGAAGUGGCUCCGAUAUGCUUACCCUCUAAAGACCUCAAGCUGGCAAAGCUUCUGAGAGCAGCUGGAGCUGGGAUGAACCUUUCCGCAGUGAUAAAUGACGAAGCCAUAGUUUUGCGUCUCGUUUACUUCAUUCUCGCACAUAGAAGAAGACCGAAAACACGGUUUGAUCAUGACACGGGAGAACAAAACUUCUCUAUGCGUGGUAUCAAAUAA
Messenger RNA from Cooperia oncophora, 315 nucleotides. NCBI's taxonomy places the organism in Eukaryota, Metazoa, Nematoda, Chromadorea, Rhabditida, Trichostrongylidae. The record is from the annotation of a GenBank genome assembly.